Molecule: messenger RNA, 3550 nt
Organism: Loxodonta africana (African savanna elephant)
Lineage: Eukaryota; Metazoa; Chordata; Mammalia; Proboscidea; Elephantidae
Gene: NEK3
Product: NIMA related kinase 3
Exons: 16
Coding region: 195-1754 (519 amino acids)
Biological process (GO): protein phosphorylation
Molecular function (GO): protein kinase activity; ATP binding
Source: RefSeq, a predicted model, not a curated record
CAGGAGUGAGAACGGCUGGUUGGUCGCCCGCGUGGUGUGGGCGCCGCUCAGCCGGUACCUCGCCGGUGAACCCACUGGUGGGGAUUGGCCAGGAAUGGGGAAGUCAAGGCACGCGAAAGACUUAGACACUAAUGCCACACUUGGAAGUGCCGAGGUGAUCCGUGAGUGGAGCCUGGUUGUGUGGGUGCCCCAGCAUGGAUGGUGCCCCAGCACGGAUGUUGCCCCAGCAUGGAUGGUGCCCCAGCAUGGAUGACUACACGGUCCUGCGAGUGAUCGGCGAGGGCUCCUUCGGCAGAGCUCUUUUGGUUCAGCAGGAGAGCAGUAGUCGGAUGUUUGUCAUGAAGGAAACGAGGCUUCCCAAGUCUUUCUCUGAUACACAGAAUUCUAGGAAGGAGGCCAUUCUGUUAGCCAAAAUGAAACACCCCAAUAUUGUUGCCUUUAAAGAAUCAUUCGAAGCUGAUGGACAUCUGUAUAUUGUGAUGGAAUAUUGCGAUGGAGGGGACCUAAUGCAAAAGAUUAAACAUCAAAAAGGGAAGUCAUUUCCUGAAGAUACGAUACUUAAUUGGUUUACACAAAUGUGCCUUGGAGUAAAUCACAUUCAUAAGAAACGUGUAUUACAUAGAGAUAUCAAGUCCAAGAAUGUCUUCCUCACCCAAAAUGGAAAAGUAAAAUUGGGAGAUUUUGGAUCUGCCUGUCUUCUCUCCAAUCCCAUGGCAUUUGCUUGUACAUAUGUGGGAACACCGUAUUAUGUGCCUCCGGAAAUUUGGGAAAACAUGCCGUAUAACAAUAAAAGUGACAUCUGGUCCUUGGGAUGCAUUCUUUAUGAACUCUGUACCCUUAAACAUCCAUUUCAGGCAAAUAGUUGGAAAAAUCUUAUCCUUAAAAUAUGCCAAGGGUCCAUCAGGCCACUGCCAUCUCAUUAUUCCUGUGAGCUCCAGUAUCUAAUCAAGCAGAUGUUUAAAAGGAAUCCCUCUCAUCGCCCUUCAGCUACCACACUUCUCUCCAGAGGUAGCGUAGCCCGGCUUAUCCAGAAGUGCCUAUCCCCAGAGAUCAUCGUAGAAUAUGGUGAACAGGUGUUAGAAGAAACCAGAAGAUCUAAGCAUAAUACACCAAAAAGAAAGGACCCCAUCAGAAUUGGGAUAGCUUUGGGAAAUGAAGCAAGUACCAUGCAAGGGGAGAAACAAGUUAGAAAAUGUAGCCUCACUGAUUUAGAAAGCAUUAAUAAAAAUUUGGCUGAAAGUGCAUUGAGGAGAGAAGAACAAGAUCAUAAAUCAGCCCCUCCCAGGACGGCCAGUUCCUCAAGUUCUCACAGACGACAGUGGGAGAAAAACACAUCCCAGACGGCUGUUACUGCUCUGCAAAACGCAUCCAUACUGACCUCCAGUUUAACAGCAGAGGACGAUAGAGGUGGUUCUGUAAUAAGGUACAGGGAAAACAAUGCCCGUAAACAGUGGCUCAAACAAACCCCUGAAACCUUGCUGAACAUCCUUAAGAAUGCUGAUCUCAGCUUGGCGUUUCAAACAUACACAAUAUAUAAACCAGGUUCAGAAGGGUUCUUGAAAGGUCCCCUGUCUGAAGAAACAGAAGCAUCAGACAAUGUUGAUGGAGUUCAUGAUUCUGUCAUUUUGGAUCCUGAGAGACUAGAACCUAGACUGGACGAGGAGGACACGGACUUUGAGGAAGAAGACGACAACUCUGACUGGGUAUCAGAACUGAAGAAGCGAGCUGGAUUACAGGGAGUGGCUGAUGGAUAAUGCCCAAGGAAAUGUUCCUUAAUCACACGGAGCAGAUUUGUAAAAUGAAAGACUACUAUUUGGAUAAUAAUUAGUUCACAGGAUGUAUAUUUUCCUUUGGUAACAGAAUGAAAAGGGGGAAACUAUGAAAAUUUGGAAUGGUUCCUGAUUAGUGUCACGAAGUUUAAAAAAUCUAGAAUGCCUAUGAGUUUUUAAACUCAAGGGAGAAGGUAUAGCGUAACGGGUAUGAUCUUUGGGCUUUAGAGACAGGUAGAACAGAACUGGUUGCUAGCUCAACCACUCACUAGCUGUGCGAUUGUGGGAAAUUAACCUCUCUGAGCCUUAAUUCCCUCAGCUCUGAAAUGAGGAUAAUUAUGCCUACCUCCUAGGGAUGCUGACCAUAGAUGGUACAGCAUUCCUCAAUGUUCUUAUUCACAGUUAUGAUUUGUGGUUAUUACUAUGUAACUCAUUUACAUUUUCUAAAGUUUAAGGAUCUAAAUAUAUUUCAUGAAAACACAAUAAUGUGUGCAAUUUUAAAAUAAGACCUAUUUCAGGGUAGUUUGUGUGAGCUGCACCUCAUUUCAGUGAUCUUCACCAAAUAUCAGCUGUCCUUAAAUGCUAUUAUGAGUUGAAUUGUGUCCCUCAAAGUAUGUGUUGAAAUGGUAACCCCUGUACCUGGAAAUAUGACCCUGUUUGGAAACAGGGUUUAUUUUUUUAUAAGGAGAUCAUACCAGAGUAGGAUGGGUGCUGAGCCUAAUCACUUCUGAGUUAUGAAAAGAGCAGAAUGAACACAGAGACACAGACAUGGAGAAGAGGAAGACAGACAGCAGCGACAGAUACAUCUUGACAAGCCCAGGAACUCCAAGGAUUGCUGCCAGCUACUAGAAGCUAAAAUAGAUAAGGAAGGACCUCCCCCCUAGAGCCAUGCCCUGAAUUCAGACUUAUAGCCUCCUGAACUGUAAGAAAAUAAAUUCCUGUUCCUUAAAGCCACCUUAGUGGUAUUUUUUUGUUACAGCAGCACUCGGUCUCUUAAGACACAUACAAACCCUCAUAGAAUGCACAAAAGAGCCCAGGUCAGAGGGUUGGCAUUGGUAAGAGUGGAAUGGACUGUAGUUUAUCAGAGAAGAUCGCAGUCCUGUAAACAAGAGAAGGAUAAGGCCACAGUGAGGAGUAGAUAAUUGUGUCUGGAACUAGGGAGUGUGUGGAAAUAAUGGGGGAUCCUGACAUGCACGGAUCACCAUCUACACGUGUGCUGGGUCCUGCCACGUGUUACUUCAGUUAAUACUGUGAUACUGUAGUGAGCUGCAGAUGUUUUACUAAAUAAGAGACAGGUUCCUCCCAGAGUACCUCACAGGGGCAAAUGGGAACAGCAUGAGCCCAACCCAGUAAAGAACAAUGAUAAAGUAAAGAAUAGGGGAAAGAUAAUUGUGAAACUAUUCAAGGCUUGCUAAAAAGGACCUACUGAAAUAGAAAUAUAUAUAUAUUUUUAUAUGUAUAUAUAUCUUUAAGGAGCCUUGGUGGUCACAAUGGCUAAAGCACUGGACUGCUAACUGAAAGAUUGGUGGUUUAAAACCAGCAGCUCCAAGGGAGAGAGGUGCGGCAGUCUGCAUCCCUAGAGGUUUACAGCCUUGAAAACCCCAUGAGGCCGCAAUGAGUUGAAACUGACUUGAUGGCAGUGGGUUUUGUAUCUCUUUCAGAGAUUUAAAUGGUUUUUUAACUUUUAUACAUACAAAAAUUAUGGUGUAGACCCGUAUGUCAUCCCUGCCCUACAUGCUUUAUUUACACUUAGAUGAGGUUAUGUAUUAUCUAACACCAGU